GGCUUCAAGGCAGGGAGCCCGGCCUCCCUGGGCAGGAGCGGUCACCACAGCCCCCCACUGCAGGCGGGCGGGAGGAGGCUGCUUUAAAAGGCAAAUGGGCCUCUGGCUGCCCCACUCAGCUCUGCAACCAGCCCCUGCCACCUGUGGGCCAAAGGAGCAUCCAGGCGUCUGGACAGCCGUGGGGCGGGCACCAUGUGAGCCCAGCUUGGCUCCCCCCUGCUGUCCUCCUUCCUUCCCUCCUCCUGCCCCCUGGGCCUGCACAGCCUUUCCAAAGACGGAUGCUUGCACCAUGUCUCUGCUCAACCCUGUCCUGCUGCCCCCCACUGUGAAGGCUUAUCUGAGCCAAGGGGAACGCUUCAUCAAAUGGGAUGACAGCUUUCAAGGGUCAUGGCCAGCCCAUAGCUCUGGAGAACAAAGAGAAAUGCCUGAAGGUUCCCAGGAAGGCCACCUCCUAGGGAGCUGGAAACUACAGUAGCCUCCCCAGUUAUACUCCGUGUGGAUCCCAAGGGCUAUUACUUAUACUGGACACAUCAGAGUAAGGAGAUGGAGUUUCUGGAUAUCACCAGCAUCCGGGACACCCGCUUUGGGAAGUUUGCCAAGAUGCCCAAGAGCCAGAAGCUCCGGGAUGUCUUCAACAUGGACUUUCCUGACAACAAUUUCCUGCUGAAGACACUCACUGUGGUGUCUGGCCCUGACAUGGUGGACCUCACCUUCCACAACUUUGUCUCCUACAAAGAGAAUGUGGGCAAGGACUGGGCUGAGGACAUACUGGCUCUGGUGAAGCACCCGCUGACGGCCAAUGCCUCCCGCAGCACCUUCCUGGACAAGAUCCUGGUGAAGCUCAAGAUGCAGCUCAACCCUGAAGGGAAGAUCCCUGUGAAGAAUUUUUUCCAGAUGUUUCCUGCUGAUCGCAAGCGAGUAGAGGCUGCCCUCAGUGCCUGCCACCUCCCCAAAGGCAAGAAUGACGCCAUCAAUCCUGAGGACUUCCCAGAAUCCGUCUAUAAGAGUUUCCUCAUGAGCCUCUGUCCUCGGCCAGAAAUAGACGAGAUCUUCACUUCCUACCAUGCCAAGGCCAAACCCUACAUGACCAAGGAGCACCUGACCCAAUUCAUCAAUCAGAAGCAGAGGGACUCCCGCCUCAACUCCCUGCUGUUCCCGCCAGCGCGGCCUGACCAGGUGCGGGGCCUCAUCGACAAGUAUGAGCCCAGUGGCAUCAACGUGCAGAGGGGUCAGCUGUCACCCGAGGGCAUGGUGUGGUUUCUCUGUGGGCCAGAGAACAGCGUGGUGGCCCAGGACAAGCUGAUGCUCCACCACGACAUGAUGCAGCCGCUCAAUCAUUAUUUUAUCAACUCCUCACACAACACCUACCUGACAGCUGGCCAGUUCUCAGGCCUCUCCUCUGCCGAGAUGUACCGCCAGGUGCUGCUGGCUGGCUGCCGCUGCGUGGAGCUGGACUGCUGGAAGGGGAAGCCGCCUGAUGAGGAGCCCAUUAUCACCCACGGCUUCACCAUGACCACAGACAUCUACUUCAAGGAAGCAAUUGAAGCUAUUGCGGAAAGUGCCUUUAAGACUUCCCCUUAUCCUGUCAUCCUGUCCUUUGAAAACCAUGUGGACUCACCCCGCCAACAGGCCAAGAUGGCCGAGUACUGCCGGACCAUGUUUGGGGAAAUGCUACUCACAGAGCCCCUGGAAAAGUUCCCGCUGAAGCCAGGUGUCCCCCUGCCCAGCCCUGAGGACCUCCGAGGCAAGAUCCUCAUUAAGAACAAGAAGAACCAGUUUUCUGGCCCAGCAGCCCCCAGCGAGGAGCCUGUUGGGGGUGCUGAGGGAGGCUGCCCAGCCACUGCCCCUCAGGACCAGGACACAGUGUGGGCAGGUGAGGAAGGGGCUCAGCUGGAGGAAGAAGAGGUGGAAGAGGAGGAGGAGGAGGAGUCAGGAAACCUGGACGAAGAAGAGCUGAAGAAGAUGCAGUCGGAUGAGGGCACAGCAGGCCUAGAGGUGACAGCUUAUGAGGAGAUGUCCAGCCUAGUCAAUUACAUCCAGCCCACCAAGUUCAUUUCCUUUGAGUUCUCUGCUGAGAAGAACCAAAGUUAUGUUAUCUCCUCCUUCACAGAGCUAAAGGCUUAUGACCUGCUCUCCAAGGGUGCAGUGCAAUUUGUGGACUACAACAAGUGGCAGAUGAGCCGCAUUUACCCCAAGGGCACCCGCAUGGACUCCUCCAACUACAUGCCCCAGAUGUUCUGGAAUGCUGGUUGCCAGAUGGUUGCCCUCAAUUUCCAGACAAUGGACCUGCCCAUGCAGCAAAACAUGGCGCUGUUUGAGUUCAACGGGCAGAGUGGCUACCUCCUCAAGCAUGAGUUCAUGCGCCGGCUGGACAAGCAGUUCAACCCCUUCUCGGUGGACCGCAUUGACGUGGUGGUAGCCACCACCCUCUCCAUUACGGUGAUCUCUGGGCAGUUCCUGUCAGAACGCAGUGUGCGGACCUAUGUCGAAGUAGAACUGUUUGGCCUUCCUGGGGACCCCAAGAGGCGCUACCGCACCAAGCUGUCACCUAGUACUAAUUCCAUCAAUCCUGUCUGGAAGGAGGAACCCUUUGUCUUUGAGAAGAUCCUGAUGCCUGAGCUGGCCUCCCUCAGGGUGGCUGUGAUGGAGGAAGGCAACAAGUUCCUUGGGCAUCGCAUCAUCCCCAUCAGUGCCCUGAAUUCUGGAUACCAUCACCUGUGCCUGCACAGUGAGAGCAACAUGCCCCUCACUAUGCCUGCGCUCUUUGUCUUCCUGGAGAUGAAGGACUAUGUGCCUGACACCUGGGCAGAUCUCACUGUGGCCCUCGCCAAUCCCAUCAAGUUCUUCAGUGCCCAUGAUAAGUCUGUGAAGCUCAAGGAAGCUAUGGGAGGUCUGCCUGAGAAGCCCUUCUCUGCUGGGAGUCCAGCUGUGGGGCAAGUCAAGGGGACAUUGGCCCCAGCCAGCAACGGGUCAACAGCAGCUGGGGCCAGGGCCAGGGAGGAGCCCGCGAAAGAAGCUGCUGAGCCGCGGACCGCCAGCCCAGAGGAGCUGCGGGAGCUGAAGGGCGUCGUGAAGCUGCAGCGGCGGCACGAGAAGGAGCUGCGGGAUCUGGAGCGGCGCGGCGCGCGGCGCUGGGAGGAGCUCCUGCAGAGGGGCUUGGCGCAGCUGGCUGCUCUCCGGCCGCCGGGCGCGGGGGGCGGCGGCGGGGGCUGCAAGCUGAGCCCGGGCAAGGGCUCCCGCAAGAAGCGGACUCUGCUCUGCGAGGAGACCUCCGGGGCCACGCCGGGCGAGGGCCUCGAGGGCGCGUGCGCGAGCGUGCGGGAGCUGAAGGACAGGCUGGAGGGGGAGCUGCUGCACCAGGGCGAGGAGCAGUACGAAUGCAUCCUGAAGCGCAGGGAGCAGCACGCGGCGGAGCAAAUCGCCAAGAUGAUGGAGUUGGCCAGAGAGAAACAGGCUGCAGAGCUGAAGACCCUCAAGGAGGCCUCGGAGAGUGACACGAAAGAGAUGAAAAAAAAGCUGGAAGCCAAGAGACUGGAGCGGAUCCAGGCCAUGAUCAAGGUCACCACAGACAAGAUGGCCCAGGAGAGGUUGAAGAGAGAGAUUAACAACUCCCACAUCCAGGAGGUGGUGCAGGUCAUCAAGCAGAUGACAGGGAACCUGGAGAAGCACCAGGAGAGGCUAGAGGAGAAGCAAGCAGCCUGCCUGGAACAGAUCCGGGAGAUGGAAAAGCAGUUCCAGCAGGAGGCACUGACAGAGUAUGAAGCCAGGAUGAAGGUCCUAGAAGGUGAGGUGAAGGAGUCUGUGAGGGCCUGCUUCCCCUCCGAGGCCAAGGACAAGCCUGAGAGGCCCUCUGGGGCCUCCAGGGAGCUGUGUGAGCAGGACCCACUCACAGCAAACACAGAUGCCCAGGAGAGCCGCCUCUGAUGCCUCCGUUUCCACCAGGAUAUUCUGCAAGGAUGUUCAUCCUUCUUUGGGAUGUGACUCCAUUAUCCCCAAGAGGAAAGGCCCCAGUGCUCUGAGGCUGUGGGAAGGUGGGGCUCCCUUAGAAUUCCUCAACAGCCAGGCCAGAGGAGGAGUCAGGGACCAUGUACCACCAGACACAAGCCAUCUGGGCCUAGUGGUCCUUUAAUAUGACAUGUGGCUCCUCAUCCUUCUCCUUCACCUCUUCACGUUUGCAAAAGAAUACUGACUGGGAGGCAGGAACUGGGGUCUUGGACCCAUUCUACGUUUCCUAGUGUAAAACUAGUGGUGCCCCACUGUGGGUUUAGCUUUAUCACCUGGAGGAUUAGGCCUGGACUCCUGGAACCCCCACUCUAGUAUCUGUAGUUCAAGAAUGACCAAACUCCGAUCCUUACUGCCAUAAGGUGGGCAGCUCACCAUACUUCUAGGCCCCAUCUCAGGCCUGCCAUCUGCCCUGAUUUGGUCUCAUUGUCGGCUAUCUUAUACAGAGUGUGGCACUAUGCCUAAGCUCCCUGGGCAUAGCUAUUCCCAGGAUUCCAUGCUGAGGUCCCUCCCUGGCCUCCUGCCUGUUGAAGGAUGGGAGGCUGACAUGGAAAAGCUGCCUCAUCUGUCUGGCUCUCAGGCUGCUGAGACAACUGGGGCUGUGGCUGGUGGUGAGGGAAGGUCGGCCUUCUGGGCACUCUCCCAUCCAGAUCCUGGCUCACCCCUUUUCCUAGGCCUGGAGAGGCUUCCUAGAAUGUACCCCAACUCAGGCUGCCUGACAAGGUUAGCAUCAUUUUCUCUCCUGACUCUAUGAGAUUUAUUUAUUUUUCUCCUUUUUACUUCUACUAAAGAAGCCUGUCUCAAUAUUUCCUGCCUAACCUGGCUUCUGUAUUACAGCUAAGAAAUGUGGAUGGGGAUAGUGGGGGCUGGAGUAGAAUGUUCCUGAAAUGAAGGAGGCUACGGGAAAAAAGACCAUUGGGAGUUGAGCCCUAUGGUGAGGUCCCUUCCAGGGCCCAGGAAAAUGCCUUGCCUCUGGGCUUGUAGAGGAUCCACUUCCCCUUUUGCUGGCCCUGAUGCCACAGCCACUGGAAAAUGAUGUCAUUUCUCUUCUCAACCCCCACCCAGAUGUGGCCCUUCCUUGUCUCUACCCUCAGAGCUGGAGCAGAAGAGCCUAGUGCAAGGUGCCCCUAUGCUCUUGAGGAGUCAUAAACCUUCAGGGCACCUGGGACCUUUUAGUUAGACUUAGAGUGGUGAGAUUCUUGAGCCCCUAAGCAGUUGUGGUUGACCCCAACACUUGCUAGAGAGGGGCUUGUGGACAGCCAUUCACUGCAGGCAGAGUUCCAAAUCCCAAAUGGGGACAUACACUGGCUUGGGAGAGGGAGGGUGGGGGUUGAUUCCGGGAAGAGGUUGUUUUCUUAUCAGAGUUGUAGCAAAUACCAUUAGCUGUGAGCACCUGUGCCUUCAGAAAAUAAACAGCCCCCCCCCACCACCAUCUUGCCUCAUAUACAUCCCUAUGGGAGCCUGACCUCUGGGAGUCUAGCAUUCUCUGGUUGCAGGUUGAGACUAGGGGGCCUGCUCAUUCACAGGAGCAUGGUCUGUGAUUGAUCAGCCUCCAUACACACUAGGUAUAGCCAAGGGUGGGACACCUACACCCCAGGGCAGUGCCCUGUCUUCAACCCUCCUGCUGGGCACUCAGCUGCUCCAUCUUCCCCUCAACCCCAGGGUAGAACCAUGCAGAGAGGAGGACCCAGGCCUAGAGGAACUCACUGACUCAGGCACAUGGGCAUAAGGUGGGACCAAGUAGAGCCCACUGGGCAGCCCUCAGCUUUUGCCAAUGGCUGCUCAGGAGAAGGACAGGCUGCCUUCUCACCUCUCAGCCAGGCAGGGCAGUCUCCAUGGUCCCAGUGUGGAGCUGGGAAGCCCAGGAAUGAGGAAGGGGAUGCAGUUCUGCCUCCUGGAGUAGCCUCUGCACAGCAGACUGGGGGCUACCCCUGAGGCCAGGGCCAGAUACCUGCCUCCCUGCUUUCUGUCCUCUGGAAAAAGGGCAAGGUGCCCCCUGGUAAAGUGUCAUAGUCUCUGGGCCCCAGAGAUGAUUUAAGCUCUGGAUGUAGAGUAUGUGCAGAGGAAGAGAUGAUGUCUUCCCUCAGGGCCCCGGGCAGGUGAAGGGCACCUGGGUUCCAUUCCUGCUGUGUAUCUGUGGGGCUGGGGCAUCAUGCAUCAGCUUCACCUUUUGCCUAAAGAGAAGGGUCCUACCCCUUCCCAAUCCCAUUGCUGAUUCAGAUGCCAGUCCCCUGCUGACUCACCCUAUCCCCUGCACCUCCCCUCCCCCCAGAAGCUCUCUGGAUCUCCCAGCCACGUGCCACUAGGCCCAACCCUGCUGAGCUGGUGCAACGUGACAGGGUGAGGGGGCUGGUGACACUAGAGGAGGAAAGAAGGGGGCCUGGGAAGGGGGGCAGCUGCAGACAGAGUGGCAGACUGCAGUCCUGAGCCGCCCCUGGGAGGAAGCCCUUUUGCCAGCCUGGGCCUGCAGAAGGGGAGGCUCAGCAGGUGGGAGGGGAGGGGAAGGGAGCGUGGAGUGCCUGUAUGCCCCCUGCCUGCCUCAGCUCCAUCUCCUGUCAGCCUUCAGCUCCCUAAGAGACAGCUUCUAAUUCCGGCUGUUGGUGCCUCUGUGCUCUGCAGCAAAGUCUCAGCUUUUUUCAGCUUUGCUAUUUCUUUUCUGUUCAGAACAUACUGAGCCUACAGGGAAGUCAGAGCAAAGGUUCCAGGGCCUGAGACUGGGCACCAUCCCUCCAUCCCACCACAGGCCUGGUGGGGUUGGCAGUGCCAGCUGGGGUGAAUCCUUCCAGAGUACCCAACAUGGCAUGCUCUGCCAGGCCAGGGUGAGGCCCUGAUGGGGCCCAGCCUCAAGUGCCUCUUCUUCCCUGGAACUGUCUCCAUAUCUACCACAGGGAACAGAUGCAUAAAUGAAACAUUCAUGCAUAAAUGAAACAGGGUUGUCUCAAGGAGGCUCAAGUGUGGUGGGGGAGCAUGGCUGUUUAGGACCAAGGAGGUACCCAUUCCGUGUUCUAUUACCUGG
Manis javanica (Malayan pangolin) is the source of this 7018-nucleotide messenger RNA. RefSeq names its product phospholipase C beta 2 (gene PLCB2). Gene Ontology annotation, molecular function: phosphatidylinositol-4,5-bisphosphate phospholipase C activity; calcium ion binding. The record is from RefSeq and is a predicted model, not a curated record. Lineage: Eukaryota; Metazoa; Chordata; Mammalia; Pholidota; Manidae. Gene Ontology annotation, biological process: lipid catabolic process; phosphatidylinositol metabolic process; release of sequestered calcium ion into cytosol. Gene Ontology annotation, cellular component: cytoplasm.